Molecule: messenger RNA, 916 nt
Organism: Syzygium oleosum
Lineage: Eukaryota; Viridiplantae; Streptophyta; Magnoliopsida; Myrtales; Myrtaceae
Exons: 1
Coding region: 56-688 (210 amino acids)
Cellular component (GO): nucleus
Source: RefSeq, a predicted model, not a curated record
CACUUUCCCAGCCCUGCUGUUGUACAUUCCAAGGUUCCAGGUUUCGGGGACCGGAAUGCUCCUCGGCCGCCAUCCUUGUUGGCGCCAGAACCCUGCGUUUCCCGCCAUAAAAGCCUCGACUUUCCGGCUCCGGAGGCUGCCAAGCUCAAACCCUUCGCUUCGCUUCGCCGCCGGAGACCGCGAGCCUCGAUCUUUCGCCGCCGAAGAGAUGGGCAAGCCCAAGCAGUACUGGCUCCUGAAGACCGAGCCGGGCGAGUGGUCCUGGGACGACCAGGUGGCCUCCGACGGCGGCGUCGCCGAGUGGGACGGCGUCAAGAACAAGCAGGCUCAGAAGAACCUCAAGUCCAUGCGCCUCCGCGACCUCUGCCUCUUCUACCACUCCGGGGCCAAGGCUCGCCGCGUCGUCGGCGUCGUCGAGGUGGCGCGCCAGUGGUACGAGGAAGGGGACGGCGGCCAUGGCGGCGGCGGCGACGGGGCGGUGGACGUGAGGGUGGUGGGGGAGAUGAGGAGGCACGUGGAGCUGGCGGAGCUGAAGGGGGACGGAGCGCUCAAGGGGUUCGCGCUGCUGAGGCAGCCGAGGCUGUCGGUGGUGCCGGUGGCGGCGGAUGUGUGGGAGAGGAUAUGCGAGCUGGGAGGUGGGUACGAGGGGGAUGGCGGAGAUGCGGACGACGGCGACGGUGAGGGCUGAGGAAUGAGAGAGGGAACUGUUGCCUUGUAGGUGUUUGUGGAAAUGUCGCAGCGGGAAGUGUUUUUUGAGGUUGUGGUGGGAUAUGUCCCAUUUUGUGUUGAUUGUAAAUAUCAGGGGAUGCUUAGUCGUGAAAGUCAGUCGUCCCCUUCCUUUUGGCAAUCCUGUAAAUCGUUGCUCGGCAUGCUGCAGACUUCCAUGGAAUAGAUGAACCAUUAUCUUCCUUAAGAA